AUGGUCGUUGAGGAGUCGAAGCCCUCACGAUCGGUAUCGCCGCACCUGCGACCUUAUCUUUUUGCAAAGGCGGCCAAACCCAUGUGGGUACUAUGGGAGCGGAGGGGUGGCCGUGCGGGUCGCGACGGGACACCACAAUUUAUGAUUGCGCCGCGUCAGGGUGUUAAUGAACGCAGCCCGCUGCCCUUUAUUAAGAUAACGCUGCCAAUCGAUGGCUGCGGCGGGCUCGUGUCAUUACUUACGGCACCGCUCGAUCUCGCUGUCACGCGCACUCAGGUGAUAUUGCGCUCUCCCGUCACCAAAGGCAAGCGGGAGCGCGCAUUACCUUGUCAUAAAUCGGUGAGGAGACAGCGGCAAAUGAGGUGUGCCGGCGACGUGCCUGGUUGUCGACGAGUCUCGUUUCAGCUUCAGUCCUCGACGACUUGC
Molecule: messenger RNA, 426 nt
Organism: Iphiclides podalirius (scarce swallowtail)
Lineage: Eukaryota; Metazoa; Arthropoda; Insecta; Lepidoptera; Papilionidae
Source: the annotation of a GenBank genome assembly